GCACUUGCAAAAGUAAAGGAAGGCGUUUCUUGGACGUAUCGCCAUGCUGGCUCCGUUUUCACCUACUUCCAGACCCCAGUGACCUCCCUCCGACCAUACGCUCCCCGCGACUUCGGAGCGCCGCCCACCAUGUCCUACGACCCAAUUCACCCGCAGGGUGGCCCCGCCGGAGCCCAGCCAAACAUGAACAUCAGCUUCAAUCAGAUGCUGCAGCGCUCGCAACAGGACCAGAGGCCGCAGGAGGCUCCAGUCGAAGCUCCUGGGCAUCCUGCGCCAGCCAUUGGCUAUCGAGGUGUAUACAAUGCUACACCACCACCUCAGCAGCUCCCACCGAAUGCACUAGGCGGCGCACGAGCACCCUCUUCCCAGCCCAUACUACCCGUCGAUCUCCCCCCGCAAGCCUUCCUGACAUCAUCGAUGCUCUUGGACAUGGUCGACAAAAAGGUCGACGUACUACUCCGAGACGAGAAGGAAUACAUAGGCAUUCUACGGUCUUACGAUCAAUUCGCAAAUCUUGUCCUGACCGAAUGCUCCGAAAGGAUAGCAGCCCGUAACCCCGAAGCAUCAACCGACACCCCAACUCCGAAGUGGCUCAUUUGCGACGUCAAACUUCCCGGCCUCAUGACCAUCCGCGGUGAAAACGUAACCAUCUGUGCAACCGUCGACCUCGACCGGGAAGACGAACCCAAAGGCGUAAAAUUCGCGCCUGAAGAGGAGGUGAGAGAGCUGGCAAAUGCUCAGAGAAACCAAAAGAAGGCGUCGGAAGCACGCAAGGCAAAGGCCUUCAAAGCGGCAGGCAUCGAGGCCGGCUUUGGCAUGGCAGCAUAGGCGACGUGACACGAAUAAUAGAAAAGCACGAAUUGAUGAUAUCGAUCACAUGUCCUUACCGGUCUCUGCACGGAUUAUACAGUAUCAGUCUAAACACUGUGAAAUAAUGGGGAUCUUGGCAUCCCGUUAUAUGCACAUGUCACAGUGAUUCACGUGAAGAAAAAG
Paraphaeosphaeria sporulosa is the source of this 993-nucleotide messenger RNA. RefSeq lists its product as uncharacterized. The record is from RefSeq and is a predicted model, not a curated record. The coding region runs from base 130 to 828 and encodes 232 amino acids. Gene Ontology annotation, cellular component: P-body; Lsm1-7-Pat1 complex. The transcript is spliced from 4 exons. Gene Ontology annotation, biological process: deadenylation-dependent decapping of nuclear-transcribed mRNA. Lineage: Eukaryota; Fungi; Ascomycota; Dothideomycetes; Pleosporales; Didymosphaeriaceae. Gene Ontology annotation, molecular function: RNA cap binding.